UCUCGUCGGGGGUCCCCUGGGAUCCUGAUCCGGGUGGGAGGGACGUCCCUUAGUAGUCCUAUCUUUCUGACCCCAUCCCCGGGCCGGGGAGGGCAGCUGGGGUCCAUGUGUUUGCAUGUCCUGUCCGUCCUCCUUUGCCUCGUAGUUUUCCGUCAUCCUCCUGCCGCAGGUGUGCUCUCGACGGUCUAUGGCCUUCCUUUCUCGCGCGUCCCUCUGCCCCUGCGUUCCUCCGACCCCUCCACCUUCAGUGUCUGUGUACCCCCAGCCCCUCCCCUCUGUCUCUUACACCGGUAACGUACCCCACUCCCCUUCCUCCUCAGUGCCCCCCACCCCUUCCCCUUGUUCUCGUGUUCCUGCACUCCCCAGUCCCUGCCCCUGUUUCUAACACCCCUAAAGCAUCCCACUUAUCACUACUCCCCCUUAAGUGCCCUAACACCCUCCCCCUCCCGUGACCCCAUCCUCCCAAUGCCUCUCUCCUAUUCCCCAAUAUCUCUCCCCCUGUGCUGUUUCUGCUUCUUACUUUAUACCACUCCCCUGAUCCCCCAAAUCCCCCCACAGCGUCCCUGUCCCAGUACCCCCCUUUCUCCCAAGUAUUCCGUCACUCUCCAUCUAUUGGUGUGUUUUAGGUUCUCCUUCACCAAUCUCUAUCUUGGGCACUCUUUCAUCCCCUUCCCCUCCCCUCCCCUCCCCUCCGUUGUCCCUAAUGGUUCCUUCCUUUGUGCCUAAUCUCCCCAAAUGAGGAGUGGCCUGUGCAUAUGAUACCGGUGAAGGUGACUUUGACAGGACAGAGCUUGGUCUCUAGAAUGCUGAAGGCCCUGGUACUGUUUUUCCUGGCCUGGGUCUGUUUCCUCUUUUAUGCCGGCAUCGCUCUCUUCACCAGUGGCUUCCUGCUCACACGGCUGGAGCUUAACAAUCAUAGCAGCUGUCAGGAGUUGCCUGGAAAGGGACCUCUGGUGGGAGGUGGCCGAGGUGAGCCAGGGGCCUGCUGGACAGCUCCUCGAUUUUCUCGAGCUGUGGUAGUGCUGAUAGAUGCACUUCGAUUUGAUUUUGUGCAACCUUGGCCAGGUGGCCUUCCUGCCCCACAACCUUUCCUAGGAAGGCUGGGCUCCAUACAGCACCUUCUGGAAACUCAGCCACAACAUGCUCGCCUCUACCGGUUCCUGGCUGACCCACCCACCACCACCAUGCAACGACUCAAGGCCCUCACCACAGGCUCUUUACCUACCUUCAUCGAUGCUGGGAGCAACUUUGCUAGCUAUGCCGUCCAAGAAGAUAACCUCAUUGCUCAGCUUAACAACACUGGGAAACGAGUGGUCUUCAUGGGGGAUGACACUUGGGAGGGCCUGUUCCCAGGAGCUUUUUCUCAAGCCUUCUUCUUCCCAUCCUUCAAUGUCAAAGAUCUACACACUGUGGACAAUGGCAUCCUGGAGCACCUCUUCCCUACCAUGGACAGAGAUGACUGGGACCUGCUGAUUGCUCACUUCCUGGGUGUGGAUCACUGUGGCCACAAACAUGGUCCCCACCAUCCUGAGAUGGCCAAGAAGCUCAACCAGAUGGACCAGAUGCUUCAGACCCUUGUGGAGCAACUGGAAAAUGAUACGCUGCUGGUGGUGGCUGGAGAUCAUGGCAUGACAGAGACAGGAGAUCAUGGUGGGGACAGCAAGCCAGAAGUCACAGCUGCACUCUUUCUCUACAGCCCUUUUCCCCUUUUCCCCAGGGCUCCCCUGGAGGACCCAGAAGUGGUUCCCCAGGUGAACCUAGUGCCGACAUUGGCCCUCCUGCUUGGCCUGCCCAUACCUUUUGGAAACAUUGGAGAGGUGAUGGCAGACCUUUUUUCAAGGGAAGGAGAUACUCAGCCUCUCGCUACAGCUCUUGCCCAGGCCUCUGCCUACCAUCUCAAUGCCCAACAGGUAUCCCGAUUUCUUCAUGCUUACUCAUUAGCUGCCCAGGACCUGCCCCCUGAAGAGGUGCAGCGCCUUCAGAACCUCUUCUCCUCUGCAUCCUCUGAAUAUGAGCAACUGCUAGAUCAGCUGAAGACUGGAGAGGUCAGAGAGGUCGACAUACAGGCUCUGAUCUCCCAGCUGAGAUUGUUCUUGCAGGGUGCUCGGACAGCCUGCACAGAGACAUGGGCUCGAUUCCGCCCAGCCCGAAUGAUAGGGGGCACUGUACUCCUGGCCUCUACCUGCCUCCUCUGCCUAGUGACCUCUGGGCUCACCAGCUCCCCUGAAUUCCCCUUCCACUGCCUGCUCCUAAGGUCUGUGGCCUGGGGUCUGGCAGGGGUUGCCUUGCUAGCUGGGGGACUGAUAGCAGGUGGGACUGGGCUAGAGCCAGCUCUCUUGUGUGCAGGGGGUGCAGCCACCUCCCUCAUGGCCUUCCUAUGGGCUUUAAAGUUGAGGUGGAAGCUGCCAAUGGCAGUCUUCCUCCCAGGCCCUUUGCCCAUCCUGGUGCUCCUGUUCCUCCGAUCUGCUGCCCUCUUCUCUGACAGCUUUGUCCUGGCUGAGGCCCGGGCAGCCCCCUUCCUUCUGUGUUCACUGUCCCUGUUUCUGGUGGCUCAGUUGCACUGGGAGGGCCGUCUCCUGGGGGGUGGCCCCACAGCUUCUUGCCUCAGCUCCCCCACAGCAUCUGUGGCACGUCGGGAGGGUCCACGGGCCUUAGGGCUACUAGUUGGCCUGCUCCUCUGUGUACGCCUCUCUAGCCUUUUCCAUCGCUGCCCAGAAGAGACACCUGUUUGCCAGUCAUCACCCUGGUUAGCUCCUCUAUCUGCCAUGGGUGGUGGCCAGGCCAAGAACCUCUGGUAUGGGGCAUGUUUAGGGGCACUAGGGGUGCUGGUCCUAUCUGUACGAUUUUGGCUGCGCCGCUGUGGAAAUCUUAACAGCCCUGCACCUCCAGUCCUCUUUGUGCGCUGGGGAUUGCCACUGAUGGCACUGGGCACUGCUGCCCACUGGGCACUGGCCUCAGGCUCAGAUGAGGCACCCCCCAGGCUACAAGCCCUGGUGUCUGGGGCUGUGGUAGGGUUGCCACGGGCUGUACUGGGUCUGGCAGCCAUAGGACUGGGGCUGCUGCUUUGGCAGCCUGUCACAGUAUUGGUCAAGACUGGGGCAAGCAGCCCCAACCCUAUUAUGGUUCCUUUUGUGGGACCCCCCACCUCCCAGGCUGACCUGGACUACGUGGUCCCUCAGAUCUACCGUCGAAUGCAGGAGGCACUGAGGGGAAAGCUAGCUGGGGGUGGGGGCCAGACAUCGCUGGCUCUGGCUGCCUACGGGCUAGGGAGUGUGUACUCUGCUGCCGUGGUGACUGCUCUUACCCUGCUGGCCUUCCCGCUGCUGCUGUUGCACACUGAGCGGAUCAGCCUCGCCUUCCUGAUCCUCUUCCUGCAGAGUUUCCUGCUCUUGCAGCUGCUCGCCGCUGCUGUUGGGACCCCUACCAGAAGCCCUGGGCCCUUCUCCGUGCCAUGGCUAGCCAUCUCCGCGUGGGCUCUCACAGCCACUCAGACCUUCUACUCCACGGGCCAUCAGCCUGUCUUUCCAGCCAUCCACUGGAAUGCUGCCUUUGUGGGCUUCCCUGAGGGGCAUGGUUCAUCCCCUGUGCUGCCUGCUCUGCUCGUGGGGGCCAACACCUUUGCCUCCCAUCUUCUUUUUUCAGUUGGCUGCCCACUGCUCUUGCUCUGGCCCUUUGUGUGUGAGGGCCAAGGCUCUAGGAAGAAGAAGAAGCCCCUGGCCAGUGGGGCUGAGGUGGAAGGAGAGAAGGAGGAGGAGCCCUUGAUGGAGAUGCGUCUCCGGGAUGCCCCUCACCAUUUCAAUGCUGCACUCCUGCAGCUGGGUCUCAAGUACCUCUUCAUUCUGGGUGUACAGGUCUUAGCCUGUGUUUUGGCAGCUUCCAUACUCCGGAGACAUCUCAUGGUCUGGAAGGUGUUUGCUCCCAAGUUCAUCUUUGAAGCUGUGGGUUUUGUGGUGAGCAGCCUAGCACUCCUACUGGGUGUGGCCCUGGUGAUGUGGGUGGACAGAGCUGUGGGGUCCUGGUUCAAGCAGCUCAUUCUCUCCCAGGAGAGGUAGCUUUUGUCACAUGGACCUUGGGGCCAAGCUUCCCUCAUGCUCCCAGGGCAAGCCAGCCCUGGUUCACCUCUACAUGGCUUGUCCCACGCUGCUGGAAUUGAGACAACUUGCUCAGCAGGGCCUCUGGCUGGGACUCAUCCCAGUUCUGUGAAGACCUGUCCUGCCCUGGUUGUCGCUGGGUCACCAGCAUCCCCUACUCCAGACAGAGUGUGUACCCCACUCACAGGGGGCUUGUGGUAAUGGGUCACACACUUGUGGAGCCAGGUGGUAGCAGUGACUUUACUGGGGGGGAGGUGCUGAAAUUGCCUCUCCCCUGGAAGGAUUGGAGCAGGCCAAGCAGCUAUGUAGAAGCACUGGGCCUGACCCUCUUCUCCAUUGAUUUUCUCUUCUUAACCUGACCAAGCAAAAUGACCUAAAUGAGGUUGGGGGCAUUGGAGAAAUCUGGGGUGGCGGCCUGGUGAGGGAAUUGAGCUGCUGUGUAUGCUCAGAUUGAAAUAAAACACUGGAGAAAUAUGUAUGUGUGAAGGAAAAAGAGAUGCUGGAGGGAAGAUGCUUUUGUCCUGUGGGGCAGAACUUUGUUGGGGAGGAAUACUGUUUGUACUCAAUUCCUGUCCUGUUCCAGUCAACUUCUCCCAUGCCAUUCUGCAAUAUAUCCCUCCCGGGGUCUGUACCCCUCACUCCUUCCAGUUCAGUAAAUCUGCUUAAGUUUACCUAUGCUCAGUGUGGGCACCAUAUGAGGUUAUUCGGGGAUAUCACAAAAGAAGACACUGCCUUCCCUUUAGGAGGUUCACAUUUUGGAGGGGAAGACGAGUCUGGGAGGCAGGGUGGGAAAAUAAGAGUCACACAGUAUUAGAGAGCUGCGUGAGACCAUUGUGUGACUGAGUCUCUUUCAUCCUCAUUGUUACUACCCUAGUCUAGGCCCUCAUUUCCCUCAUCUGAAUUUCUGCACUGGUUUAAGUGGUCUCCCUGUUUUCAGACUCUCCCUUCUCCAUGACAUCCUGCACCAUUUACUUGGGUACUUACUCUCCUUCUGACCUAGGGUAAAGAACUUCCCAUUGGCCUUGAAUUUCUUCAUCUUUAAAAUGAGGGAAUAGCUGAUUGCUAAGGUUUCUUUUCCUAAAAAGCUUAAAUUUUAAGUAAGCUUACUUAAAAUUUAGUCUUCAUUAGCUCCCUGUUGCCUAUUGCAGAUUCCUCAAAGCACUCCACAAUCUGGCUCCCAUUUGUCUCUCUCAGCCUUAUUCCCAUUUCAGUGAUUCAAAUGUUUACGUGCCUACUGUGCAAAAAACUACAAAAGGUACACAAGGAUAAAUAAAAACCUCUAACUAGGAUCACAGAGUGGGAGUGGACUUCAGAAGUCAUCUGGUCCAGCCAAUUUUAUGGAGGUUGGUGGAAGGGAAGGGAAUAAGUAUUUAUUGAGCACCUGCUAUUUGCUAGGAGCUUUACAAAGACUAUCUCAUUUCAUCCUCAAAACAACUCUGGGAGAUAGGUUGCUAUUAUUUUCAUUUUAAAGUUGAGGAAACAGGCAGACAGGUUAAGUGAUUCAGUCAGGGUCAUACA
Messenger RNA from Dromiciops gliroides (monito del monte), 5609 nucleotides. It is a transcript of the gene PIGO, whose product is annotated as phosphatidylinositol glycan anchor biosynthesis class O. Gene Ontology annotation, molecular function: mannose-ethanolamine phosphotransferase activity. Gene Ontology annotation, biological process: GPI anchor biosynthetic process. The record is from RefSeq and is a predicted model, not a curated record. NCBI's taxonomy places the organism in Eukaryota, Metazoa, Chordata, Mammalia, Microbiotheria, Microbiotheriidae. The coding region runs from base 756 to 4052 and encodes 1098 amino acids. The transcript has 11 exons. Gene Ontology annotation, cellular component: endoplasmic reticulum membrane.